AAACCCUUCACUAUAUCUCUUCCAAAACCCAGAGUCGAGCACAGAGUCAGAAACUCAGAGCUUAAGUGAAGAAGAAGAAGAUAAAAUAAUGCUAAGGUUUCAAUGUUCUCUUCAUCUUCUUCAGCCUUCUAUUGCUAAGAAGAACCACAACCACUCGAUUCUUUGUUCCUACAAUUUGGCGCCGUUUCGACUCACCGGCACGAUUUCGUCACCGAAGAUUCAGGAGAUACGUACGAAUUGGUCGAGGAAGAUUGGAAAGUUGCGAGUAAAUGGUAUAGGUCGAGAAAUGGAAGAAGAUGUUGAAGAAUUUGAAGAAGAAGAUGGAGAUGAUGAAGAGGUAGAAGAUGAGUUGUCUUCGAGGAAGAGAGGCGUUUACAAAGCGAAAAAAGGGAAGAUAGAUUACGACAAAGACCCAGAAUUCGCGGAUAUUCUUGGAGAUUGUUUAGAUAACCCAGAGAAAGCUCAAAAGAAGAUGGAAGAGAGGUUGAGGAAGAAGAGGAACAAAAUCCUGCAUACUAAGACCGGUUCUGCAACUUCGAUGCAAGUGACGUUUAACAAAUUUGAGUAUUCGAAUUCAUACAUGUGGUUGGAGUUUUACAAUGCUCCUCUGGAUAAAGACAUAGCCUUGAUAUCUGAUACAAUCCGUUCAUGGCAUAUCCUUGGACGACUUGGUGGAUACAACUCCAUGAAUAUGCAACUAUCACAAGCACCACUGGAUAAGAGGCCAAACUAUGAUGCUAUACUUGGAGCUAAUGUUGAGCCCACCACGUUUUAUAACAUCGGGGAUCUUGAGGUCCAAGACAACAUCGCUCGCAUAUGGCUCGAUAUUGGGACCUCGGAGCCUUUGAUUCUUGAUGUUCUGAUAAACGCAUUGACACAAAUCAGCUCAGAUUAUGUCGGGAUAAAGAAAGUUGUGUUUGGUGGAUCUGAGUUCGAGAGCUGGAAGGAGAAUAUGACAUCUGAGGAAUCUGGUUUCAGAGUCCACAAGAUAUAACAUCUUAUAGAUAAACAUAAACCCCUUAGAUUACUUCUGUUUUAGAGGGCCACAAGAGUUUACAUAUGUUCUGUUUGGAUUACAUGAUAUAUUAGUCAAUUGGUGUAUAACUAAGAACUAUGGGAAAUUAGAAUCACAUCGCCAUGAUUCAUGAUCAACUACAUGUAAACACAAACAUCAAAAUGUCAUCUAUGUAGCACUUGCGCACAGUUAUAAGUAUUGAGAAGUCAGAGCAGGCAGCCAAGGAGAGUAGUUGUAGUUCUUUCUUGAUAAAAGCCAAUGAUGGUA
Messenger RNA from Arabidopsis arenosa, 1282 nucleotides. The record is from the annotation of a GenBank genome assembly. Lineage: Eukaryota; Viridiplantae; Streptophyta; Magnoliopsida; Brassicales; Brassicaceae.